This is a messenger RNA of Ananas comosus (pineapple), 4022 nucleotides long. RefSeq names its product FACT complex subunit SPT16. The transcript is spliced from 4 exons. The record is from RefSeq and is a predicted model, not a curated record. Gene Ontology annotation, cellular component: FACT complex. The coding region runs from base 562 to 3765 and encodes 1067 amino acids. Gene Ontology annotation, molecular function: nucleosome binding. Lineage: Eukaryota; Viridiplantae; Streptophyta; Magnoliopsida; Poales; Bromeliaceae. Gene Ontology annotation, biological process: positive regulation of transcription elongation by RNA polymerase II; transcription elongation by RNA polymerase II.
CUCUCUUCCUUUCAUUUCCCCGUCUCGUCUCCUCUCCGCUCCUCUCCUCUACGCCCCCCCCACAUUCCCCCCUCCCUAACCCUAAUCGCCCUCCCCAUCUCGUCCCCCCUCUCCCCCUCUCCCUCUUACCCCUCUCCCCCUCUUCCUCCGCCGCUUCGGAAGAGGUAGAGAUUAGGGUUUGCGGCGCUGGAGGACGCUGGAUUUGGUGCGGGACCUGUUUGUAGGGUUUGCUCCGCCCGACUAUCCGCGAUCUCGAAUCGAUCAAGGUACAAAGUCUCAGUGGGUAGAAGUUCAUUCCUAGACCAUGAACUAGAUCAACCAAUUGCCAUCGCCUCAUGUUGGAUGAUCUACACUUUGAGGUUCUUAACAGGAUUGGGCACCUGUAUGGCCAAAGGAAUGGAAUAGACAUUCAAAGGUUGAAUGAACUAAUUGUUCUUCAGAGAUGUGAUUCGAAUCGAGAUUGAGUAUGGCCAUACUAGUCGGUGAUGGUGCUGUCCGGGAUUAGGCCAUAUCUUUCCAAGUAACAUACAAAGAUUGUCUCGUUGUUGAUUGAAUGCAAUCAUGGCUGAUCGCCAAAAUGGGAGCAUGAAACCGGCUUCUGGGGGCAGCUCUGCUUCCUACACAAUCAAUCUUGAGAACUUCAGCAAGCGCCUAAAGGACUUCUAUGAUCACUGGAGGAAGUACAAAUCCGAUUUCUGGGGCUCAUCCGAUGCUAUUGCGAUUGCAACUCCACCUGCUUCUGAAGAUCUCCGCUACUUAAAAUCUUCAGCUCUCAACAUCUGGCUUCUUGGAUACGAAUUCCCCGAAACCUUAAUGGUCUUCAUGAGCAAGCAGAUCCAUUUCCUAUGCAGCCAAAAGAAGGCCAACCUGCUCGAAACCGUAAAGAGGUCCGCAAAGGAAGCUGUUGGCACUGAUAUUGUUGUACAUGUUAAAGCGAAGAACGAUGAUGGGACUGCUUUAAUGGAUGAAAUAUUACAAGCUGUUCGAUCUCAGUCCAAAUCCGAUUCACCCAUUGUUGGUUACAUUGCGAAAGAGGCCCCUGAAGGGAAGCUUCUUGAAACAUGGUCAGAAAAGCUAAACGGGUCUUCACUACAGCUUGCUGAUGCAACAAAUGGCUUCUCUGAACUAUUUGCCGUGAAGGAUGCGAUGGAGCUUACUUGUGUGAAAAAAGCUGCUUAUCUAACCUCAUCUGUGAUGAAAAAUUUUGUGGUCCCAAAAUUGGAAAAUAUUAUCGAUGAGGAAAAGAAGGUUACUCACUCUGCUCUGAUGGAUGACACAGAAAAAGCUAUUCUAGAUCCAUCUAAGGUCAAAGUCAAGUUAAAGGUGGAAAAUGUUGACAUAUGCUACCCUCCUAUAUUCCAAAGUGGAGGUAAAUUUGAUCUUAGACCAAGUGCAUCAAGUAACGAUGAUGAGUUAUACUAUGAUUCAACAAGUGUUAUUAUCUGCGCGAUUGGAUCGAGAUACAACAGCUAUUGCUCCAAUGUGGCGAGAACUUUUUUAAUUGAUGCUGCUAAGUCCCAGAGUAGAGCUUAUGAGGUGCUUUUGAAAGCUCACGAUUCUGCUAUAGCUGCAUUGAAGCCAGGUAAUAAAGUCAGCACUGCUUAUCAAGCAGCCGUAGCAGUGGUUGAGAAGGAAGCGCCAGAGUUGCUACCGAAUCUGACCAAGUCGGCUGGAACAGGUAUCGGGCUUGAAUUUCGUGAAUCGGGGCUGGGCAUAAAUUCUAAAAACGACCGGCCCAUUAAGCCAGGGAUGGUGUUCAAUGUUUCCCUAGGUUUUCAGAAUCUCCAAGCAGAGACUAACAAUGAGAAGACUGAGAAGUUCUCUUUACUGCUGGCUGAUACAGUUAUUGUUAGUGAGAAACCCCCAGAAGUAUUAACUGCUGCUUGCUCUAAGGCAGUUAAAGAUGUUGCUUACUCUUUUAAUGAAGAAGAGGAGGAAGAGCGGCCUAGGCCUAGAAAUGAAGCGAAUGGUUCUGAGGCAUUCCCGUCUAAGGCAACACUUAGAUCAGAUAAUCAAGAAAUGUCCAAAGAAGAGCUGAGAAGACAACACCAGGCUGAGCUGGCACGCCAGAAGAAUGAAGAGACAGCUCGCAGGUUGGCAGGUGGCGGGUCUGGGUCAGCGGAGGGCCGGGGCCCGGUUAGGACUUCGAAUGAAUUGGUCGCAUAUAAGAACGUGAAUGAUAUACCCUAUUCGAAGGAAUUAAUAAUACAAGUUGAUCAAAGGAAUGAAGCGAUUCUUUUACCCAUAUAUGGUAGCAUGGUUCCCUUUCAUGUUUCUACCGUCAAGAGCGUGACAAGCCAUCAGGAUAAUCGGACCUGCACUAUUCGGAUUAUCUUUAAUGUUCCUGGUACACCAUUUAGUCCACAUGACGCCAAUUCUCUUAAAUUCCAGGGCGCAAUCUAUUUAAAAGAAAUCACCUUCCGCUCAAAGGAUCCGAGGCAUAGUAGUGAAGUGGUUCAAUUGAUUAAGACUCUAAGAAGACAGGUGGCUUCUAGAGAGUCAGAAAGAGCUGAGAGGGCAACUCUAGUCACACAGGAGAAGCUCCAGCUGGCAAAUAAUCGGAUGAGAACAAUGAGGUUACCAGAUUUGUGGAUACGCCCUUCUUUUGGUGGUCGGGGUCGAAAGCUCACUGGAACCCUUGAAGCUCACAUCAAUGGUUUUAGGUACUCAACCUCUAGACCUGAUGAAAGGGUUGAUAUCAUGUAUGGAAACAUAAAGCAUGCCUUUUUCCAACCUGCGGAGAGAGAAAUGAUUACUCUUCUACAUUUCCAUCUGCAUAACCAUAUAAUGGUUGGCAACAAGAAAACUAAAGAUGUUCAAUUCUAUGUUGAAGUGAUGGAUGUUGUGCAAACUCUUGGUGGUGGGCGUAGGUCGGCGCUCGAUCCUGAUGAGAUUGAAGAAGAGCAGCGUGAGAGGGAUAGGAAGAAUAGGAUUAAUAUGGAGUUCCAGAACUUUGUCAAUAAAGUAAAUGAUCACUGGGCGCAGCCCCAAUUUAAAGGAUUGGAUUUGGAGUUCGAUAUGCCCCUUAGGGAAUUAGGGUUUCAUGGAGUCCCUCACAAGGCUUCUGCUUUCAUUGUCCCUACCUCAAGUUGCUUGGUCGAGCUGAUCGAAACCCCCUUCCUUGUAGUCACAUUAAGCGAGAUUGAGAUUGUUAAUUUAGAAAGGGUCGGUUUUGGGCAGAAGAACUUUGACAUGGCGAUCGUGUUCAAAGAUUUUAAGAAAGACGUUCUUCGAAUUGAUUCUAUUCCGGCUACAUCUCUCGAUGGGAUCAAAGAAUGGCUCGAUACUACCGACUUGAAAUACUACGAAAGCAGGCUGAACUUGAACUGGCGCCCGAUCUUGAAAACAAUCAUAGACGACCCGGAGAAAUUCAUCGAAGAUGGUGGGUGGGAGUUUCUGAAUUUGGAAGGAAGUGACUCAGAUUCAGAAAAUACAGAGGAAUCUGACCAGGGUUACGAGCCGUCCGACGCUGAGCCCGAAUCUGAAUCGGAAGAUGAAGCUUCUGACAGCGAGUCGUUAGUAGAAUCUGACGAAGAAGAUGAGGAUGAUUCCGAAGAAAAUUCUGAAGAGGAGAAAGGGAAGACAUGGGAGGAGUUAGAAAGGGAGGCGAGCAACGCAGAUAGGGAGAAGGGGGACGAGUCUGAUAGCGAGGACGAUAGGAGGAGGAAGCCGAAGGCCUUUCCAAAGUCGCGUUUUACAAAGUCGCGUGUUCCUGAUAGAAGGAAUUUCAAGGGCCCGCCGUCGAAGAAGCCGAAGUUCAGGUGAAGGUGCUGGUGCUGCUGCUGCUGCUGCUGUUAGGUAUAACUUUCUAGUUACUAGGUCUAGUAAUUAUGCCGUUAAAGGACUGUUCCGAAUCCUUCUUUCUAUUGCUGUAGAUUUGUGUGCUCUUUGGUGGGUAAUGUAAGUUUUAGCUGGUGGAGAACUUGGAUCUUUUUCCUUCUCUGUACACCUGUGCUUCUAAUGUCUCCUGCUUCUGUUAGAGCUGGUUGUUUUAUCAAAAAUUGAUUUCUCCUUUUAUCUUC